Molecule: messenger RNA, 1515 nt
Organism: Plasmopara halstedii
Lineage: Eukaryota; Oomycota; Peronosporomycetes; Peronosporales; Peronosporaceae
Exons: 1
Coding region: 199-720 (173 amino acids)
Source: RefSeq, a predicted model, not a curated record
AGAUCAUGAAAGCCGUUAAGUUUGGACAAAGUGGUUGUAAAUAAAUGUGCGGUGGUUGUAAGAGCUCACGAAAGUAAGACUAGCGUGUUGUUUCCCGUAAAUUGAAAACGAUUGCAUGCGUAUUUCAAGUAUUAGGAAGCGUCAUCGGUGUUGAUUGGCAAUUCUUUGAUAAGCCUUUUAUGAUCAGAUGGUGACCAGAUGAUGUUGUGUCGCGAUUUCUCUUGCUCGGAUCUGUAUAUAUCUCCUCACAUUCAUAAACUUUCAUCGGUCGGAGGCAAAUUAAGUUCGAUGCGAAAAGGCCUCGUGCUGGGUAUUAUCGCAGUCGUCGGAGUCUUUAUCGCUGUCGUGGAUGUCAUAACCGCUAAGAAUUUCGCUCCUGCCAACAAAAUGCCGAUCGACUCAGCCCAUUCGGUGCGCAUGCUCCCCUCAGGUCUCCACAAAAAUUCUCCUAAAGCAGAAGAACGUGCCAUCGCGAUAAAUAAUCAUGAUAAUGACAGUUUGGCUGAAGAACGAAGCCAAUCGCCGUCGAUUCUAAAAAACAUCGUUUUCUUUUUCUUCUACCUAUUUGGAGCCACUCCGAUGAAUUUCCAUCGAAUACCAAUUCUUGGUUCGACAGGACUAAAUAAAAGUUUUAGGAAUUGGUAUUUCUACCAGGCCACACAGCUAGUCAAGAAUAAAUUGAAGGGGGUUUUCAAAAAGCUAAUUCGCUUCAAAAAGUAAGGCAAGAAUUGCGUCGUUUGAAUAGAUUUUUUUCUCUCGUAUGUGUGCAUUGUCGCAUCUAUCCACAAUACUCAUAUGCAGGUUGGUUCCUAAGUAUCAAGACAAAGGCUAUUACACGGCUUGCAGACUGCAUUCAUACGCAAACUAGCUUUCAAGUCGCCGGAUUAAUGUUGCUGAAGUCAACAAAUGUCUUCAGGUUUUCCGCGAUUUUUUCGCCAAAAAGUUUAGCGUAUCCAUUGUGGGCCAUACAAACGCAACAAAAAUCUCAGAUAUCACAUACGUCUGAAGUUCGGAUAUGCUUCAAAAGAAGCUAGUUGAUCAAAGCAGCCAUCAAGACGAAGGUCCACAAUCAAGCUAUCGAUCUGGUGGUGAAGUGAUGUCCUGGACACUAGCGUCAUAAAUUCGAAGCCACAUCAACCUUGUGGCACUCAACUGAAAGUUCAAGACACUACUUUUGUGUUAUCGAAACCCGUCGUGUAUAAUGCCAUUGUCUAUAGUCUUCUGGAUCAGACUAUAAAUCAGCUCAUAUGAUAUCGAAGUGAGCAAGAUUCUGAGCAAGACACACUACUGCAUUGCAUGGCAAGAUUUGCAUGUCAUCAUUGUAUUGUAUUUGCUGUCGCAAAUCAACACAUGUUGUAUGCUUUCAUCUGCGUCAAAGUGACUGCAUUUAGUGCAUCGAUCAAUGUUUAAUUAAACGCGGUAUGUCCACUUAAGGUCAAAUGAUGAACCCAAUUGUGAAGUUUCGAGACGUCUGUGCAUACACUUCUGCGCUCAUGACUUUGUCAGCUAUUCAGG